Messenger RNA from Myodes glareolus (Bank vole), 580 nucleotides. It is a transcript of the gene Polr2f, whose product is annotated as RNA polymerase II, I and III subunit F. Gene Ontology annotation, biological process: transcription by RNA polymerase II; transcription by RNA polymerase I; tRNA transcription by RNA polymerase III. NCBI's taxonomy places the organism in Eukaryota, Metazoa, Chordata, Mammalia, Rodentia, Cricetidae. Gene Ontology annotation, molecular function: DNA binding. The record is from RefSeq and is a predicted model, not a curated record. Gene Ontology annotation, cellular component: RNA polymerase II, core complex; RNA polymerase III complex; nucleus.
AAGUGAUUGCUUUUGGGUCGCGGCGCAGGCGCAGACCGCGGGUAGUGCCGGCGACGAGUGAAGCGCGAGGUUCACGCUUGUGCGGUCCGGGGUGGUCAGUGCGGUGAAGGCGUCAUGUCAGACAACGAGGACAAUUUCGAUGGCGAUGACUUUGACGAUGUGGAGGAGGACGAAGGACUAGAUGACUUGGAAAAUGCCGAGGAGGAAGGUCAGGAGAAUGUUGAGAUUCUCCCCUCUGGCGAGCGACCGCAGGCCAACCAGAAGCGCAUCACCACUCCGUACAUGACCAAGUACGAGCGAGCCCGUGUGCUAGGCACCCGGGCCCUCCAGAUCGCGAUGUGCGCCCCAGUGAUGGUGGAGCUGGAGGGAGAGACAGACCCGUUGCUCAUCGCCAUGAAGGAACUCAAGGCCCGGAAGAUCCCAAUCAUCAUUCGCCGGUACCUGCCAGAUGGGAGCUAUGAAGACUGGGGCGUGGACGAGCUCAUCAUCACCGACUGAGCAGCGUUGUCGGACUGUGCCUGGGCGCCAUUUCUAUGCCCAUUUUAUACAUGUAUAUAAUAAACUUCGCCCUUCCCACCCC